Pomacea canaliculata is the source of this 9530-nucleotide messenger RNA. RefSeq names its product nuclear receptor subfamily 1 group D member 1-like. The transcript is spliced from 8 exons. Gene Ontology annotation, biological process: regulation of DNA-templated transcription. Gene Ontology annotation, molecular function: sequence-specific DNA binding; zinc ion binding; DNA-binding transcription factor activity. NCBI's taxonomy places the organism in Eukaryota, Metazoa, Mollusca, Gastropoda, Architaenioglossa, Ampullariidae. The record is from RefSeq and is a predicted model, not a curated record. The coding region runs from base 1664 to 3220 and encodes 518 amino acids.
AGCGGUAAGUGGAAAGACGUGCGUUGAUUCUUAUGACUGCGCAUGUGGCUUAGGGUAUAGUUUGAUGAAGGAUGAGGUCGUGAGCAGAGCUUCAGGAUAUUUUAGUGCUGUCAUGCAGAUGUUGCAUGUUUAGAUGGGUGGAUUGUGUUGUCGACAACAAUGGAUUGUGCGCUCUCGAACACAAAACGUCAGCCAGAUGGGAUACCGUUGCUGUCACAGGUCAUUAAUUGUCCACACAUAAAAUAGAGUUUAUGAAGCUUAGACUUUUGAAGACAAGCGUUAUGUUCCAUUUUAAGGCUAGAGAGACAUGCCUCUUAGAUGGGUUGAAGAUCGAGACAGACACACAAACCUCGUCUCUACAGCUGUUGCUAUGAACAUUGAUGCUUAGAUAGGGAAACUAGAACACGAAAGAGAUAAAUAAAAAUAGCUGGAGGAUUAGCGGCACACGUGACAGCAUGGUAGCCAUAUGGAUUUUCCCAGAGAAGAUCGUUUAGCUAGUACAGAAUGCUCUAGAGAAGAAAAGAAAAAAGUAAAAAACAAUCAGCUGCAGAGGAUGUAGAAGGGAAAAGAAAUAUUUGGUGGUAGGGAAAGAAAGUUGGGGGGAAGGGAGUAGAAAAGGGACUCAGCUAUUUCCUAAAAUAAGCAGCACUAAUAAAGGUCCACCUUGCCUUAUCACGGCUGAUGUCUGCUCUACAAUUGUUAUUACGUUCUGAAGAUUAGAGCAAUGUACCACAACAGAAAUUGACAGUUACAUUAUAUAGCAUUUGCUCUGGUCGCAGCCAGAUUUCUAGCAAGAUGCAGGACCAUUGUGGUCGUGCUUUGAGAUCUUUCUUUGGUCAUUUUAUCAUUAGUCAGUUAUUAAAGAGAAGGAAACAUUGAUGGAGAUGCUAAAAAUGGGAAAGGUUGAAGAAUCAUAGUGAGGAACAGUACUUCUUGCUCUUGACCUACAUGUGAAGCUGUCAUGAGGUAAGACAGUUUCCUACUACUCCCUCUCAUCCCACUACUACAGUCCCCAUUUUUAAAGUACUGUGCAUGCUUAUGUCGCUGUGAUUGGAGAGGUGGAAGGGUAAAAAGAGAUAAGGUAUUGGUAGGGGUGGUGCUGGUAAAAACCCUUAUGACGUAUUACAGCUGGAUAUUUGUGGUCAUUUAAGGUCACGCUGACCUUAUGGCUACACUUUGAGUAGGUAAACUGUACUUUGAAUAGCAUUAAGUCACUGGAGGUUUUCAGUUUAUUCAGAAACAAAUCUGUGUGUUUAAGAGAGAGAAAGAUCUAGAAAACAAACAAACCAACCAUGUUUUCAUGUCAAAGCUGUAAUGACCUGAUUUAGAAGGCACUGCAUGCUGUGUAUCCAGAGGCUUCGUGAACAUAGCAGAGUGCACAGUAGGAAACUCGGUCAAGUACUCUGAUCUGACUAUCUGUGUUACUUGUGAGGGCUGCAUUGCAGAAGAGAGCUGUGCUCUUGAGACCUUGAUCGGUGAACUGCUGGCUAGUGGCAUGUGACCAGCUGUAGGCAUGUUGAGCCCCUGGUUUUCUUCAUUUUUCUUCUUGUCAUAGCUACUACCAGAAGAAAAUGGACUAAGUCUGUACCCAGCACUCGGCUACAGUUUGCCUUGUGUGACUGCCUUGAAUGAGGGUAUCUAUGGCCCAUGGACAGGUCGCAAGAUGAAGGACAUUAGUGUUAUGUGCUCUCAAGAGGAGGUAAUUCCAGCAGAAGUUUCAACUUACUCACCUUGCAGGCCUUCAUAUUCACCAUCUCAGCCUGGAAAUUAUACAAGCCUGUCUGUUAGUGCCAACUCAUCAUACAAGGAGAUGUCGCCCGAUGCUGCCACCCACACAGCAUCUCUUACAAGUGACUUGCCACCAAACUUCCCCAUCUUGAAGGCUGAGCCCCUUUCACCACUGCUUACAGUCGUCUGUGAUUGUGAGGUCAUUGAAGCAUCGGCACUGAUGAAAACAGAAGUGGGCUCAUCUACCAUGACCCUGUCACCAGCUCUCUCACCACCUUCAGAGUGCCAGUCACCAGGUGUGGUGCCACUGUCACCACGGUGCAAACGAUCUCUAUCCCCAGGAAUAACAUUGUCAGGGAAUCUGCUUCCCCCAUGUCGCAUCUGUCUGGAUAAAGCAUCAGGCUUUCACUAUGGACUUAACACAUGUGAAGCUUGCAAGGGAUUUUUUAGGCGCUCCUUGAAAAGGGGAGCAUCCUAUGUCUGUACCCGAGAUGGAAAAUGUGACGUAACUGGUGAACGGAGAAAUCUGUGUGGAUAUUGUCGCUAUCAAAAAUGUAUAGCUUUGGGCAUGUCUAAGAAAGCAAUUAAGACAGGGAGAUACACACAUGCCAAGCGGACUAGAGAUACACUGGAAAUCAAGAAACUGCUGAAAUCUGAACACAGUCUUGAGGAAGAAGACAUCAAUUUUGAUGAAAUUGUAGAGCAGAUAGUGAAGGCACAUGAUGAGUACAUCAUAUCUUCAACCAAAAUACCAAUCAGUUUUAUUCAGGAUCGGCAAAAACAAAAGCUUGAGGAGCUCCGAUUGCAACAGGAAAUGUUUGGAAAGAUGAUUACUGUUUCCCAGGAUGAGCACAAAGAAAUUUAUGACCUAACAGGCAUUGACAUCGACAACCGUGGAGAAAUAAUGAACUUUCAUGUACGCAAUUCAGAAAAGUGGAUACGGGGCUAUAUCUCGUUUGCUAAGCAUUUACCUGGCUUUCGGAGUUUGUCACUGAAUGAUCAAGCAAACCUCGUUAAAUAUGCUCGAAUAGAAUUCUGGUUUCUAGGCUCCUUUCCUGGGUACAGCAGUGAGCUGAAUGUGGCAGUCAUGCCCAACGGACGCUGUUUCACACGGCAGGAAAUGUACAGGGUGUGGAAUCCUCGGUACAUAGACGUCGCCUUUGACCUGGCAAAGCAGCUAAAAAAGUUGACCAUUACGCCUGAAGAAAUGAUCAUGGUCAAGGCCAUCUGCCUGACAUUUGGUGAUCGCUGCAAGAUGGAAGAGCCAGAAAAGGUGAAUCAAGUUCAGUGGAAGAUGGUGCGCUGUCUCCUUCAUUUGCUGCACCAGAGCCACCCAACACAUGCAGCAGCCAUGUGCACUUUUGCACGCAUCAUUGACUGCCUCACAGGGUUGCGUGACCUGAAUGAAGCCGAGUACCAGACCAUGCACAGCACACAGCUUUACGAAGUAUUUCUCAGAAACCCUCUUAUCAUGGAAGUGUUGCCUUACUGACUGUGAUGAGCCUCAUCUUGAACUUUUUGAAGCAUCAGACUUCCUAAACAUUGGGCUCAUCACUAGAUUUUGCUUUGAGGAGUGUGAUGUGUCUGUGGCGGAUAUUGCUUCACAAUAAGUGUUCCUAGUGCUGACACUUACACAUGAGUGCCUAGCCAUGUUGCAAACCAGACAUUUUGCAAAGCACAAUCAAAGAACCUCUCUUAGCAUAGAAUACUAGCAGAGUCAAAAAAACUCUUAACCACUUUCAGGACAUUGGUGAUUACAGCGGUGAACAGAUGUGUGGACACAUUGUUUGCCAGGGAUUUUAGCGAGAGCACUUUGGGAAAACCUGAAUGAAUAAGGCAGGCCAGUGGAGACAAUGUGCAUUCGUUUUCUUCUUUCAUUGAAAAUUAACUGUAUACAUAGUUCUUCCUCUUCAUUCCACACAGGAGGUAAACCAAUACUUGUGCAAUCUUGACACCAUUCCCUCCUCUCACAUGUAAGAAUUAAAAGAAUUUUAAUGUGCAGUUACUUCUAUGAGAGUGCUGCUUACCAGGUGGUUCUCUACCAUCCCCCUUCCCCACUCCAUCUUGAGAGUUGAUGCCUUCUGUGAUACAGUUUUGAAGCACUUCUCUUUUGGCCAUAUUUAGACAGGGUUUUUUUUCAGUCAGUUUUUCGUUUUAUAUAUUUUAGUCUAAAUUAAUUCUGCUUUUGUCACUAUAGUGCCCGAUGAUGCUGCAGUAGUGAAAUUCCAUCCAUCAAAAUAUUAAACUUUGUUCACAGGUGUAAGUAUGGCAUGGACAGUUAUUGCUUACAUUUUCCAUGUUUCUUUGACUGUGGAUCCUGUGUUUACUAUUUCUUUAGAAAUGUGCUUUAGAAGAAGGUGCAAAACUAUUUAAAGAAAGCAGUUAAGUUUUCAGAAUCAUGCACCAUCCCAACAUUAUUACGUUCACAGUCACAUAAAGAAUUUAGUCGUGACACUGACUGGAAAGAAGAAGUGAUGUAAUUAAAGCAAAGUAUAUAUCACCUUGUAGAUGAAAUCUAGGAUGUCUAAAUAUUUUUGAAAACUUGGAAGAAAGUCUAAUUUUUGUCAUGUAGCACAAUUUGUAAAGAGAGUAACUGACAAUGAGUCUCCUUCCAUAGCACCACCAUGUUUGUCAUCCAUCUUUUGAUGAAAAGUUGCAGAGAGCCUUAAUUGUUGAGUUCAAAGCUGGAGAGAGACUGACAGUUCAAUGACAGUUUCAGCGUGUCAGAAUUUGUUCUUUUAGUGUUUCUUAAGUGGGUAGUCUUGAAGAAUGUUAUUCUGAGAUUUUUUGUUGUUGUUCACUUGCAUUGCUCAUUUUUUUUACACCAUACAAAAUCAAAUGUUUUAUUCAUCUUGCUUGAUCAUUCAUAACAUAGUGUUGCACAGAUAUAUUGUUACAAGGGGUCUUCAGCUGCAUAUUGUUUGUACUAACGGAAGAUACAUCCACUUGUUCUAAACAAGUAUACUUCUCGAUGUGAGAUUUAAACAUAAAAUAUCAUAUGUUUCAACCCUUGGUGGUAUUCAAGCACUGUCAGUCUUUUAUUGUGGAAGGAGGAAAAGCAAUUUUCUUCUGAAUCAAACAUUGAAAUUAUCGCCCCUCACUGUGUACUAAUUUCUCUCUGGACAUGGUACUUCUUUAUAGGACUUAAUUAUCUUACUGUGAUACAGCUUCAGUUGCUGGCCUAGCAUAAAACACCAAACAGUUUACCCACCUCGCUGUCUAUUCUUCAUUUCUUCCGCCUUCUGUCUUCAAAGAAUUCAUUGCUGGAUUGUGAGUUUUCUAAGAUGGAUGUAGGGACCAAAGUUGAGUAUACUGCCUGUUUUAUUCACCUUUUCUUGUGCAAGUGCCUGCAUUGUGGGUUUAUCAUAUAAGUGAUCACAGCUUGCAGAAGUUUGUGAAGAGUGGGGAAGAUAUUCUGCGCUCGUGAUCAAAAGAAUACAUGAAGAAUUAGACUGUACAGUUAACAAAGGAGUGCCAAGCAUAUGUGAAACAAAGACGUUUUUCAAAAGUGAUGCAGAACUGAUGUACUCUGGAGAAAUUUAGUGCUGUAUGCGAUGUUAACAAAAUAUAUGGACAUUUUUUGUUGGUGUGAUAUUCUGUGGCCUGCAACUUUCGGCUGCACACUCCAUGUGGAGAGGUCUGUUGAAUAUGUGUAACUCUGAGCCACUGCAAAGAGUGAAAACAGUUUAAAACUGAACAGAAGUUGAAGAGAGCUGUGUAUGUCUUGUUCACAUUGAAAUGACAGUAACUGUAAGAUUGCAAAUCAUAUCAUCUGACCUGGACUUAAAUUCACUUAUAUUUUGUCAUGGUUCUAAUAUUCAAUUCCACAUCUUUAUAAGAAUUUUAUUUGUACUGCUGUGCAGAGGAUAAAGAUUUAUCUUCUUAUUUUCACCAGAAGGGUGAUUAUGUUGAUAUUUCUUUGUUCUUCAGGCUAUCAAAACCAGGGAAGCUGUGGCAGCAUGGUGAUUAUAUGUCUUAGAUGACAGGAAUCAUGACUGCUACAGCUCAACAAAAUUGUUUGAUUUGCUGAAAUUCAACCAUUUUUCUUGGCCAGUAUGAAAAUAAUUAUUUUCGUUUCAUUUCAUUUAAUUAUUAGCAGGUUUAAUUCUAUGGCCAAGAUAAUUUUUGUUUAUUUGGUUCUAAUUGUACUUGCUGGUGGAAAUGCACUUGAACUGCUGAUUCACCUGUCUCCAGAAAUUUCUAGAGGCUGCUAAAUGAUGUUUACUUUAGAAUGGCAUUGUAAAAAUUUCAUCAGGCACUUUCUCCUGGACCCCUCCUCACCUCCUUUGAUGUAUAUUUUUUCCUAGUUUUCACAGUAACCCUGUGUCAGUGGGUUGAAUAUUUGUGUGCUGCUGUAGGAUCCAGGGUUGAGGCUGAGUUAGUCUGUAUACACCCUUUUUUUUCUUCAGUUCAUAAAGCUGCCAUAAAUUUGAACACAGUCUGUAAGCUGUGUAAAUUUACAGGCACUUAUAUACAAAUUUGAAAAGAGAUACAAGCACAUAGAAAUGUGAAUUCACAUGUCAAGAUGGCUGGAAGGCAUGAUUUUAAUCAGCAAGGACACUAUAAAGGAAUGCGUUAUAAUGUGUUAGAGUGAGAAGAAUGAAUCAGCAUAAAAGAAGUGUAGCUGAUUUUGGGAACUUGGGAUGUUGCUUGAUCAGUAGUAGUGUAGAGUGUUGCAGAGACAUUAUUGGUACCUGUGCAUACAAAGCAGCAUCCUUGUUAGGUCACAUGAAUGCAUUGUCUCUUUAAAAAGCCUUCCACCAAAUUCCUGUUGCAAGAACUGGUAAUCUCUUGUUAUUUUAUAUAACUAAUUUUCAUAAGUGGAAAUAACUACAUAUUGCUGCAUGAGCAAUUCAUCUGCUUGCAUAUAAUGUAAAUCUGCAAUAGUUCUAAUCAUUUAGAUGUUAUUUUAAUUUACUUUAGGCAAUACAUAAAGUUCAGACUAACAGUGUAAAUAUUUUGAAGACUGAUUGCGAACAUCUGACCUUUACUGCACUUAAAUAGUUUUUUUAAUAACAUGUAAGCGUUCUUAAAUUUAGCCAUUGUACUAAAUGUCAUUGCUUUACUUUUUGUUCUUGAUGAGGGAGGUAACUUUUUGUCACUAAAGUCCAGAAAUAUAAAUUUUCAUAAAAGACAUAUAGAAAUAGCAUCUCAUUCCUUUUUGAUACAAUUAUUUUUAAAAGGACUCAGGUAAAUCAUUCACUUUUUCAUAGUCAUGGUUUCAACUUUCUGCAUAUUGAAAAGAAGUGGAAAAAGUGCUAAAUGGUCUUUAGUAUAUGUGUAUGUUAGAUAAUUCUUUCAAAUGCAUUUCUGCAAGUCUAGUUCUGACUGGUAUUAUAUAAAAAAAAAGAGUAACGAUUUUAAAAAACAAUAUUUUCUGUAGCUCUGCUUCAGACCAUUGUCUAAAUGACACAAGGUAAUAACUUUUGAGUAAUAACCAGUGUAAAUGUAACUCCUUGUUAUAUUGCUGGGCAGGAAAAUAAUAACUAGUCAUGUUUUUCACUGGUGAGUGCUUUAUUUUUCUGGGUGUUCAGUUAACAUGUAAAAUAUGGCAGCUGAAAGAAAAAGGCAGACAUUGAAGCAAUGACCUAACUUGAUCAGACUGCAUAUAUCUCUAUAGCUCUUUGGUUUGGGAAGAAGUGGGUCUGUGUUGUCACCCACAAGAAGGAACUUUGUUGUAGUUUGUUUGUCAAUAUUUAGAUAGUAACAGUGUUUUUUUUAAGGCAGCAUAUCUCAUUGUCCCGGUGAGCUUUUGUAUAAAAUGGCUUUAAGACAGAAACAUUGCAAGAUUUUUUUUUUUUAAGGCUAUGGCAUAAAAUUGCUGUGACCUUGCUAAAAACAUUACGUUGUUGUCUAUACAAUACAUUGGAAAAUAUAUAGUUGAUAUACCCAUUUUAUUACCUCUACAAACAUUUUAAAAUGUUAAAAUGAUAAAACUCAGGUAUAGUUAAAACCACUUUGCCUGUUUUUGCAUAGAUGCAAAAAGAAAAAUCAUUGAAAGAGUUCUUGGAGUUACUGACUGCCUUCAUGAUUUAACAUUAUAUACAGUGUAUAUUGAUCGAAAAAACAUCAUUUCAUGUAUUCGGGGAAAACUUGAUAAAUCUUCCAGGAAGAAGUGUUUACAUGACAUAAAAUGUAACAUGCUUAUUGAAUGUAGUUUGAAAUUACUGUCAUGAAGAAAAGGCAUUGUCUUGGUGCUUUGUUAUUGGUAGGACUUGUUUUUGGUAAUCAUUUGUUGUUUGCAGUGCAUGUUUCUUCAGCAGAUCCUUUUUUAUUUUCUCUUGGUUGUUUUUGAUGCUUCAGUACAUCUUACAAGAGAGUAUGCUCCAAAUAUGGUUGUGUUUUGCUUCUCAGAUUGUUGUGCUAUUGUGAGCUUGUUCAAAGGCCUUCAGAGGGUUAACAAGCUCUUUGUUCAUUCUGUCCUGUUCCACAUUCCAUCUGUAUUAGAAUACCCUUAAAUUUAUGUAGCAAAUGCAUGAUGUAAAAGCAGUUGGUUUUAUGAAAGUUUUAGUGAAACGUUUUGUGAAACUCAUUAUCAGUGUGUACAGAUAUGUGUGUGGGAUUUGUUGGUGCCUGUGAUGAAAAAUAUUUGCCCCUCCCAUGAAAGUCUACCUAUUGGGAUAUUCCUUUCUGUUCAUUUUCAUGAGGGAUUUAUUUCAUGUUGUUUGUUUUGAAUGUUGUAGGUUUAUAUGAUGAUCAGCGAUUACAGACAUUUUUGAUGAUCUCCAUUUUUUUUUUCUUUUCAUGAUCUCCAAAGCCUUAUGCCUUGCAUAACCACCUGUAUGUGCAGUAGAUAGAAAACAGGACAUAAGUUGUAACUGAAAUUUGCUUUCUCACUAAAUGGCAAAAAAAAAAAAAAGUUAUAAUUACUAGUAAAUUGUGAAUUUUAAAGAAUCAUAAGAAUCACUCAUUAGCCUCUGCAGGAUAGGAUGUCCAGUGGAUGCAAGUGAUUAUUUUUGCUACCUCUUAAGUAGCUUCAGGUAGCAUUCUGGAAAAAACAUUUUAAGAAAAUCUGUUCACUCUAACCAGUUACUAUGACGAUGGCAAUGAAGAUUGUAUGACAGGUGAAUUCAUCUCAGGCACAAUGUUAUAGUUUUCUGUUACUGGGUGUGGGAAGAUUUGUUAUUACAUGUACAGUUGUACAAAGAAUACUGAUAUGCUAUUGAAAUGGAAUGAAUGUUGCACACUCAAUUCUGUGAAUUUUAUUUUCAUUCUACACCUUGUGUUGUGGCCUUAGCACUAGCAGAGGCUCUCACACUGUAAUCUUAUCUCCUGCUACUUCUUUUUUUGUGGGGGUGGGGUGGAUUUUUCCUGCUAAGCACUUGACCUCAGUGCCACAGGAGUUUGAAAAUAUGAGCCUAAAUUUAAGAGCAAUAUAGUGUGGUGAAGCAAAAUCGUGUUUGUCAUUCAUUGCCUCCCAUCUGAAUGCUAUUACUCAUUGUUGUGCUGCAUUCCCAUGCAUUCAGGUAUUUCAUUUUAAACAUAUUCAAUGAGGCAUGUACUGUCAGCUUUGACAAGCAAAUGUACACUUGCCUGCACUUACAUUAAACAUUAUACAUUUAACAUGUACACAAUCACCCCUAUCAUGUGCAUGCAUUUACUGUUAUGUAAAAAUCAUCAAUCAUUAUCCAUGCAUAAUCACUCAUCCACACUUCAUCCAGAUAGAUCCCUUCUCAUUUGUUCAACAUUUCAGUUACCAGAUCAUCAUUAUUAGCCAGUUUCCUCAUUGUUUUCAUCACCUCCUUCAGGGAAGGAGUACAUUGUAAUUUCAAAAUGAAACCAAGAUUAAAUCAGAAAUUUAA